Molecule: messenger RNA, 3768 nt
Organism: Fraxinus pennsylvanica
Lineage: Eukaryota; Viridiplantae; Streptophyta; Magnoliopsida; Lamiales; Oleaceae
Source: the annotation of a GenBank genome assembly
AUGGAAAUGUUGAAGCUUGUUCUUGUUCUUGUACUGAUUCUAUUAUCAGGCAUAUAUACGACGUCAGGCAGGGAUAUUUUAGAUGCAAAUACGACUAUGAAUAUUCUAUUGGAGGUGCGAAAAUCUUUUCUUCAAGACCCACUAAAUGUGCUGCAAGAUUGGUCUGAAAACAAUCGAAAAUUCUGUACAUGGAGAGGUGUGUUGUGUUCAAAGAGUCGAGUGGUGAGUCUAAAUCUAUCAGAUUCUUCACUCAGUGGGUCGAUAUCACCUUCACUCGGGCGCUUGCAUAACCUGCUCCACCUUGAUCUUUCUUAUAACAGACUUUCAGGCCCCAUUCCACCUACUAUUUCGAACCUUUCUUCUUUGGAAUCUUUGCUUCUUUUCUCAAACGAACUUUUUGGUCCCGUUCCAACUCAACUGGGCUCCCUUAAAAAUCUUCAAGUUCUUAGAAUUGGCGACAAUGGUCUUACAGGGCCAAUUCCAGCUUCUAUUGGUAAUCUCGAAAAGUUGGUCAUUCUUGGAUUGGCCUCGUGCAAUCUCAGUGGUCGAAUACCUCCAGAACUGGGUAGGCUCGGCCGAAUUCGGAAUUUAGUCUUGCAGCAAAAUCAGCUGGAAGGUCCAAUUCCGCCUGAGAUUGGUAACUGCACUAGCCUUGUCGUGUUCACAGCUGCAGUUAACAAUCUCAGUGGAUCAAUCCCUUCAGAGUUGUGUGGUCUUCAAAAUCUUCAAUUACUGAACCUGGCUAAUAAUACACUCUCUGGAAAGAUUCCAACGCAGCUUGGCGAACUCAAUAAGCUGGAAUAUUUCAAUCUGCUUGGUAAUCAGCUUGAAGGUUUGAUCCCAAAGACUUUAACGAACUUGAUUAGUCUUCAUAAUCUAGACUUGUCUGCGAACAAGCUCACGGGCCCAAUUCCAGGAGAAUUUGGUAGCAUGAGUCAGCUGGUUUACCUAGUACUAUCAAGCAACAAUCUCACUGGUGAAAUUCCAAAAAGCAUAUGUUCCAAUGCCACCAGUUUGCAACACUUGAUGCUGGCCCAAAAUCAGCUUUCAGGUAGAAUUCCAGUGGAUCUAAGGGACUGCAGGUCACUGAUGCAACUUGAUUUGUCCAAUAAUACGCUAAAUGGGUCGAUACCUUCAGAGCUUUACGAGUUGGUUCAAUUGACUGAUCUCAUGCUUAACAAUAACACUUUGGUUGGUACACUAUCUCCACUCAUAGCGAACCUAACCAAUCUGCAGACACUGGCACUGUACCAAAACAACUUACAUGGCAAUCUACCUAAAGAGAUUGGAAUGCUAGGGAAUCUUCAGAUAAUAUAUCUCUAUGACAAUCAGCUGUCUGGAGAGAUCCCAGUAGAGAUUGGUAACUGCUCCAGUUUGCAAAUGAUUGAUUUCUUUGGUAAUCAAUUUACAGGGCAGAUUCCCAUUACUAUUGGAAAGCUGAAGCAGCUGAAUUUCAUUCACCUUAGACAGAAUAAUCUUUCGGGUGAGGUUCCCGCUGGUUUGGGCAACUGCCACCAACUAACCAUUCUUGAUUUGGCGGACAAUCGAUUGUCAGGCAGCAUUCCAGCGAGUUUUGGGUAUCUUCGAGCUCUGGAGCAGCUAAUGCUAUACAAUAACUCUCUUGAAGGUAAUCUACCUGAUGAGCUUAUCAAUGUUGCAAAUCUGACGAGGGUCAAUCUUUCGCAUAACAGACUCAAUGGUAGUAUUGCUCCAAUCUGCAGUUCACGUUCUUUUCUGUCUUUUGAUGUCACAAACAAUGCAUUUGAUCAAGAAAUUCCUCAUCAGAUUGGAAAUUCACCUUCGCUGGAAAGAUUAAGGCUAGGGAGUAACCAAUUCACGGGCAAAAUCCCUUGGGCACUAGGUUUAAUCCAAGAACUAUCUCUAUUAGAUCUUUCAGGCAAUUCUCUUACUGGACAGUUGCCAACCCAGCUUUCCCUGUGCAAGAAAUUGACCCAUCUUGAUCUCGAUAACAACCUUCUUUCUGGGCCUAUUCCAUCUUGGAUUGGGACUCUUCCUCUAUUGGGGGAGCUGAAGCUCGACUCCAAUCGAUUUUCUGCUUCUCUUCCUCCCGAAUUAUUCGAUUGCUCGAAGCUUCUGGUCCUGUCUCUCAGUGGGAAUUCACUUAAUGGUUCCCUCCCUCCUGAAAUUGGUAAAGUCGAAUCUCUCAAUGUUCUCAAUCUUGACAGCAACCGACUUUCUGGUCCUAUUCCUCCCACUAUUGGUCAAUUAAAUAAGCUCUAUGAACUCCGGUUUUCACGAAACAGCUUUAGUGGUCAAAUACCAGACGAGAUAGGACAGCUCCAGAAUCUGCAAAGCAUCCUAGAUUUCAGUUACAAUAACCUCUCUGGAAAGAUCCCAGAUUCCAUUGGAACACUGUCCAAACUUGAAAUGCUCGAUCUAUCACACAACCAACUCACUGGAGGACUCCCUCAAGUGGGUGAGAUGAGAAGCUUAGGAAGAGCAAACUUCUCCUACAACAACCUUCAUGGAAAAUUGGACAAGCUAUAUGCACACUGGCCGUCUGAUGCUUUUGCUGGGAACUUGAAUCUUUGUGGAAGUCCUCUUCAAAUAUGCAAGGACCUGGAGUCUUCCCAUCAGGAAUCGUAUCCAAGUGAUUCAUCAGUGGUGCUAAUAUCUGCAAUAUCAACUACAUUUGCAAUUGUUCUUCUAUUACUUGGAGCUGCCCUCUUUUUCAAACACAAACGAGCAGCGCUUAGAAGAGCCAGUGAAGUGGAUUCUGGUUACUCUUCCCAUUCUUCCCAGGCACAAAGGCGCCAUUUGUUCGACAAUGCUGCUGCUAAGCGUGAUUUUAGAUGGGUGGACAUCAUGGAUGCCACUAACAAUCUAAGCGAUGAAUUCAUAAUUGGAUCUGGAGGAUCAGGAACUAUCUAUAAAGCUGAGUUAUUCAAUGGAGAAACAGUGGCAAUCAAGAGAAUUCCAAGGAAGGAUGAUCUGUUGUUGGACAGAAGCUUUGCAAGGGAAAUUAGAACUCUUGGGAGGAUAAGGCACAGGCAUCUAGUGAGAUUGUUGGGGUAUUGUAGCAAUCGAGGAGCAGGCUCCAACUUGUUGAUCUAUGAGUACAUGGAGAAUGGAAGUUUGUGGGAUUGGUUGCAUAAACAAACAAUGAGUGAUAAGAAGAAGAAGAAGAGCCUAGACUGGGAAGCAAGAUUGAAGAUAGCAGUGGGACUAGCACAUGGGCUGGAGUAUCUUCACCAUGAUUGUGUGCCAAAGAUCAUUCACAGAGAUGUUAAAUCUAGCAAUCUGUUGUUAGACGCAAACAUGGAGGCACAUUUGGGAGAUUUUGGGCUGGCAAAAUCUCUCACGGAUGAUUAUGACUCCCUAGAUACUGAGUCGAAUUUGUGGUUUGCAGGUUCUUAUGGCUACAUUGCUCCAGAGUAUGCUUAUUCCUUAAAGGCCACGGAGAAGAGUGAUGUUUACAGCAUGGGUAUUGUGCUGAUGGAGCUGGUAAGUGGAAGAAUGCCGACGGGUGGGAGCUUCGGUGUAGAUAUAGACAUGGUUAGAUGGGUCGAGUCACGAAUGGAAAUGCAAGGAUCUGAACGUGAGGAGCUAAUUGAUCCUUUGCUGAAACCACUCUUACCCAAUGAAGAAACUGCUGCAUUCCAAGCGUUAGAAAUAGCCUUGCAGUGCACAAAAACUGCACCUGCAGAAAGACCAUCAUCACGGCGCGCUUGUGAUCUCCUCGUACAUGCAUUUAACGAUAGGAUGGUUCAGUCAGAGAAAAUGAGCCCAGAUGAUCGAUGCGCAUAA